AUGGAGAAUUUUCAAAACAUUACUAAAAGUCAAGCUGCAACUUACCGAUUCUUUGUUCGUAAAACUUAAAUAAGAUAGGAAAAUGACUAAAACAAAGGAUUUCCAAUUUAUGGGCAUAAAAUGAAUAUUCAAUAAUAGCCAAGAUUAAAUUAUCCAAUUAAAUUUUAAAUUUCUAUUGAUAAACAAUAAAAAAUAAAAUCAAAUUCUGUAAAAAAUGAUUAAAGCUAGAUUUUAAAAAAGACAUAAAAUAGAUGUUAAAUUUAUGAAUAAUAUAUGAAUGAAAUUGUUAAAAAAAGAAGAAAUUUAAAAAUAAGUUUAGUUGAAUAACGUUCAUAUACGAAUCAACAUAAUAAAUAAGGUUUAACUCCUUUUCAAGAGUGUAACAUAAUAGUACCAAAAUAAUUAAUUUAAGAAAGAAAAUAAAAAAAAUAAAUUUUGUAAAAGCAAAUAAUAAUAGAACCAUCUAUAAUUGAAGAUCUAAAGCCAUGGGAAUCGGGUCAUAAUUCCAUAGCUUACUUUUAAUGA
Messenger RNA from Paramecium sonneborni, 525 nucleotides. NCBI's taxonomy places the organism in Eukaryota, Ciliophora, Oligohymenophorea, Peniculida, Parameciidae. The record is from the annotation of a GenBank genome assembly.